Messenger RNA from Perca flavescens (yellow perch), 3152 nucleotides. It is a transcript of the gene lipea, whose product is annotated as lipase, hormone-sensitive a. Gene Ontology annotation, molecular function: sterol ester esterase activity; triacylglycerol lipase activity. Gene Ontology annotation, biological process: cholesterol metabolic process; triglyceride catabolic process. The record is from RefSeq and is a predicted model, not a curated record. Bases 172 to 2322 code for a protein of 716 amino acids. Gene Ontology annotation, cellular component: cytosol. The transcript is spliced from 12 exons. NCBI's taxonomy places the organism in Eukaryota, Metazoa, Chordata, Actinopteri, Perciformes, Percidae.
GUUUGGAGCCGUUUGUGAACAGUGUUUUCUGUUGGACAUGCUUACUUCCAUAUUGAUAUUGUGAUAGCAGCAGGCUCGGGCACGCGCAGUGCCUCGCGCUCUGCUCACAUGACGUAAGGAUGUUACCCAGCAUUCUGCGCGGGCGCUCUGACACAAACAUCAAGGAAGAGGAUGCCGGACGCCUCAGAUAUGGAAUACAAGGUUGUAUUUGCAGCCUUGAAGAAAGUAUGUGAAGACAACAUUGCUGUUUUGGGAGGUCCCUCUGAUUUGCCAUACGGCGCUGUUGCCAAGCGCCUGGUGACGUGUAUGAGGCAGAUUCAGGAGCACUGCCGAGCCCUGGAGCCUGUGGUCGCCAGCUUCGCCGCCGUCUUCCACCAUUAUGACUUUGACGCACAAACGCCUGGAAAUGGCUACCGCACCCUGGUCAAGGUCUUGCUGUCUUGCCUUUUACACAUCAUUCACAAGGGUCGUUACAUUGCCUCUAAUUACAACGGUGCCUUCUUCAGAGCGGAUCACAAUGUCUCUGAGAUGGAGGCAUACUGCGUUGCUCUGCGCCAAUUGCGUGCCCUGCUCCACCUCGCCCAGCGGCUGAUCAAUGACAACAACCACGGCGAGCUGUACUGCCUGCAGGACGAGGACCUAAGCAACAGUUUUGUGCAGGAGUACAGCUCCAUGCACAAAGCCUGCUUCUAUGGCCGCUGUCUGGGCUUUCAGUUCUCACCCACUCUACGUCCAUUCCUCCAGACUGUUGUCAUAAGCAUGGUAACAUAUGGAGAGACGUAUGGUAAACAGCAGUCUGGUUUUGGUUUGGCAGCCCUUUCCCUCCUCACAUCAGGGAAGUACGUCAUCGAUCCAGAGUUGCGGGGUGCUGAGUUUGAACGCAUUACCCAGAACCUGGACAUGAAGUUCUGGAAGUCCUUUUGGAACCUCACAGAGUCCGGCCUUUUAACAGGCUUCAGCAGAAUAUCCUCUAGCCCAGUGCAGGUGAACUUCACCCUGACUGUGCCUCCUGUCACUCUACGCCUCCCACUGGCCUCAGACCCUAGACUAACAGCCACAGUGUCACCGCCAAUAGCCCACUGGGGCCCCGGGCCAGUCAACAUGCGUCUGAUCUCCUAUGAGAUUCGAGAAGGACAGGACAGUGAAGAGCUGCAAGCUUAUUCUCGAACCGAUCCUCCCCCCAUCUCCGCGUCCCAUUUUCCCUGGAUACAGAAGCAGCCUCGCUCCCCGUGGCUGCUCAUCCACUUCCAUGGAGGGGGCUUUGUGGCCCAGACCUCCAGAUCCCAUGAGAAUUAUCUUCGGACUUGGUCGAAGGAGCUGAGCGUACCUAUCCUCUCCGUUGACUACUCUCUGUCACCUGAAGCGCCCUUUCCCAGAGCUCUGGAGGAAUGUUUCUACGCCUACUGCUGGGCUCUGAACAACUGUCAUCUGCUGGGCUCCACAGCGGAGCGGGUUUGUCUGGCAGGUGACAGCGCUGGAGGAAACCUCUGCAUCACUGUGUCCAUGAAGGCCAUAUCCAGCGGCAUCCGAGUGCCUGACGGCAUCAUGGCUGCCUACCCUGCCACCUUGCUCACAACUGACGCCUCGCCCUCCCGCCUGCUCACGCUCAUCGACCCGCUGUUGCCUUUAGGUGUUCUCGCGAAGUGUAUCAAUGCGUAUGCAGGUACAGAAUCUCAGACGGCGCAGCCUGCAGUAGAAAGCGGCAGUCUGAGCUCUCUGGGUAGAGACACUGCUGUCCUGCUCGGUGAUCUUACCCAGGGAGCCUCCAACUGGAUCCAGUCCUUUCUGGAUCCCAUGCGGACUACAGGAGGAGCACGCUCCCUGUCAUCGACGCCGAGGGGGUCUCCGAGCAACGAAACUCGCAUGACAUCCACUCGCACCUCCGCUACAAACUGUGGAAGUUGCACAGAUUACCCAGAGGACUUUGAGCCCCUGCGCUCAGAGUGCCUGGCUUUUAUUCGCCCAACUUCCUGUCCCAUUAUCAGGAACCCGUUUGUGUCGCCCGUGCUGGCUCCCAACAACCUGCUGAGAGGCCUGCCACCUGUACACAUAGUGGCCUCUGCUCUGGAUGCCUUGCUGGACGACUCUGUGAUGUUUGCCAAGAAGUUGCGAGACAUGGGCCAGCCUGUGAGUCUGACGGUGGUGGAGGACCUGCCUCAUGGAUUCCUCAGCCUUUUACAGCUCGCCAAGGAGACGGAGGUCGCUGCAGGAAUCUGUGUGGAGACAAUGAGGAAGAUUUUCCAGCAGGAAAACCCACCGUCCGCUCUUCGCAAGCGGCCGAAGCUGGAAGAGACUUAUCAGAGUAGCAAUCCAUCAGGCUGAUUUAUCUGUCAUUCGUGGGACUUUGUUGUUCUCGGAUGAAAAGAAAUCUGACAUGAGGUGGUGAGAGAGAUGCAAUAAGGGGGGUGAGAGUGAUGCAAUAAGGGGGGUGAGAGAGAUGCAAUAAGGGGGGUGAGAGUGAUGCAAUAAGGGGGUGAGAGUGAUGCAAUAAAUGUAAUCAUGUCAGGGAGAAUUAUGAGGAUGCAACAAACUGUAAAAGUAGAGGAAGCUUAGGGACACUGCACUUUAAACCUAGACCGCACAACAUUUUCUGUAGGCAGUGAUGAUCAAAAAUAGCACUACAAACUUUUACUUUCUACCAGCUUUAAUAUGAUCCUAAAUGAUGACUAAGUAUUUUUCUACCAACAUUUACAUGUUCAAGAUCCAGAUCACACGCACAUUGCGAAUAUAGACUAAUAGAAACUUCACUGUAACCAGCCUUUGCAGUAAUUUCUUAACUGAUAUAGUAUGUCAGUAAUGGAAGCUGUUGUGCCUUGAAUUUAAGUGCUGCUAAUGUGUAUGAAGAUAAGCUUUGCCUAUGUUACUGCACAGACUGACCAGAAUUAAGAUUUACUUGCACAGGAAACACAUUCCAGAUGCAAUGUAUCAUUAUUAUUAUUAUUAUUAUUAUUAUAUUUGAAUUAAAAAUAUAUAGUCAGGUUAUGCCAGUUGUCACGUGUUUACAACAUAUUGAUAAGGAGGCAUUCACCUUGUGUUUACCAGCAGUAUGUGGAUGUGGGAUAUGAAAGUAACUUGUACUGUAAAUUAAUUCUUAUUUGAUAAUAAUACAUAUUGAACACUGUUAUAUUUAAAGUCUGCCUUCAAUUUCAAAA